CAAGUAGUUUCCUUAUAUGCCGCUGCUUUGCUUUUCAACCUAUUUUCCAGCCCAUUCUAGUAGCUUUUUAAUCCACUAUUAUUACCAUCAUUAUCUUAUUAUUAUUCCCUUGUAUGAGUUUUAAUUAAUUAUUCCAUUUGCCUAAAAAACACUAAUUCUUCUUCUUCAAGAAAGUUGCCUAAACCUGUGGAAUUUUCAAACUUGGCGUUUGAGAAAAUUCAGGUAAUCAACUCAAGAUACCUUGUCUUAAACUCCGCUUCUAAAUCUUUGUCAGUGUUUUAGCGUACUCAACAACGUACAAGGUUGUAAUCUGCUGCAAAUAAAUUGAGUUGACAUCCUUAAAUGGACAAGAAACAGCACAUUGCCAUCUUCACUACUGCAAGCAUCCCAUGGCUAACUGGAACUGCUGUUAAUCCUCUGUUUCGUGCGGCCUAUCUUGCAAAAGAUGGUGCGAUGAAGGUCACUUUGGUCGUUCCCUGGCUGCCGUUGAUAGAUCAGGAACACUUGUUUCCCAACAAUAUCACGUUUAAUUCACACUUGGAGCAGGAAAAGUAUGUCCGCCAAUGGGUGGAAGAGAGGACUGGGUUUGCAUCGAAUUUUAGUAUACGUUUUUAUCCUGGAAAGUUUUCUCUAGAUCUAAGGAGCAUUCUUGCUUUGGGGGAUAUUACAGUAGUUAUCCCAGAUGAUGAAGCAGAUAUCGCUGUCCUUGAGGAGCCCGAGCAUCUUACAUGGUAUCAUCAUGGGAAGAGAUGGAAAGAAAAAUUUCGCAUGGUUGUAGGAAUUGUUCACACCAAUUAUUGGGAGAUUGUCAAGAGAGAGAGGAACAUAUUGGUAGCACUUCUAAUAAAGUACAUCAAUGGUUGGGUAGUUGAUAUCUAUUGCCACAAGGUCAUUCGGCUAUCCGCUGCAACCCAGGAUCUACCAAGAUCUGUGGUCUGCAAUGUGCAUGGAGUUAAUCCAAAGUUCCUUGAGAUUGGGCUGAAAACAAGAGAGAAGCAGCAAAUUGGCAGCCAAGCUUUCAGCAAAGGUGUCUAUUACAUUGGUAAGAAGUUGUGGAACAAAGGGUACAAAGAGCUACUUGAUCUUUUACGUGAUCAUCAAAAGGAACUUCCGGGAUUUGAGAUUGAUUUAUAUGGUAGUGGUGAGGAUUCUGCUCAGAUUGAUGUGGAGGCUAAGAAGUUGGAAUUAGCAGUUAGGUCUCAUCCCGGACGUGAUCAUGCAGAUCCUUCAUUUCACGACUAUAAGGUGCUGCUUAAUCCAAGUACCACAGAUGUAGUUUGUACAACCUCGGCUGAAGCAUUAGCUAUGGGCAAAAUUGUUGUAUGUGCCAACCAUCCGUCAAAUGAAUUCUUCAUGCAGUUCCCAAAUUGCCGAACAUAUGAUGAUGGUGAUGGAUUCGUUAAAGCUAUACUCAAGGCAUUGGCUGAUGAGCCUGCUCCCUUGGCUGAUACACAAAGGCAUGAGCUUUCUUGGGAAGCAGCAACCGAGCGCUUUCUUAGAGCAGCAGAGCUGGAUACUGUGCCAACAAAGACGCAAUCAAAGACUACUUCAGCUCCUCUUUCCUUGGCAUCAUUGAGUUUAACAAGAAAACUCGAGGAUGCAUCAGCCUUGGUACACUUCGUUGGGACAGGAUUUCUGAGCUCGCAACCUGAUGAAGAGCAAUGUAAAGAACUUGGCUUGAAAGUUCCUCCAAAGAAAACCGGAUUUUCUUCUGGAAAAUGGAUCUAAAGCUGAGCCCAGCGUCUGGCGAUUCAGAUUCUUUGUUACUAGCCAUAGAUCACUUAUUUUUUUUUUUUAGCCAGCAGGAAUGUAGGAGUUGUCGUUUGUUUUAGUGAAGGGUUUACAGGGUAGAUCAUCAACAAUCAUGGGAUUAAUUAAUCUGGUGUUGUAUAUUAACUAGCUGAUUCCAACUCGUUUGGGAUUUGAGGCGCUGUUGUUUGAUAUUAAGAUAAAUAUUCUGGUGUACAUAUUCUUAAUUAGGUAGCUGUAUCCAAGUUUUAUUUGGAAGGACAAAUCAACCAUCUUUUAUCCCAUUAGACAUCAUUUUAUGAU
This is a messenger RNA of Nicotiana tabacum (common tobacco), 2052 nucleotides long. RefSeq names its product digalactosyldiacylglycerol synthase 2, chloroplastic. The record is from RefSeq and is a predicted model, not a curated record. Gene Ontology annotation, cellular component: chloroplast outer membrane. Lineage: Eukaryota; Viridiplantae; Streptophyta; Magnoliopsida; Solanales; Solanaceae. Gene Ontology annotation, biological process: galactolipid biosynthetic process. Gene Ontology annotation, molecular function: digalactosyldiacylglycerol synthase activity.